CGAGGUGCUUAACACGCAUUGAACCCAUGUAAACAAACAUGGAGCAAUACUUUGUAAUAAUGUGUCGAGGUGGGACCACAUUAGGUGACUUUUUAAUAUCUUCCCGUGUGGAAAAAUAUCACUCAUGAAUGGAGACACGUGACCAAACAUCAUGACGCCUGGCUCCAACACAAGGGGAAAAGAGAAUCAACAAGAAGCGCACCAGCGGUGCUCAAGUCUACUUCUCGGGCAGACCCAAUUUAAAGACCUGAUGUUAAUGUCCAGUCCGCCGCGUGAGUCAUAUUUAGGACGCAUCACCGCUGACCCGCCAUCCCCGACCCGACCUAGACCAGACGGCAGAGUGUUUUUAAAACCUGCUCUCGGGGCAUGACUACUGCAAACAAGGGAAAUAAAGCCCUGAAGGUGAAGCGGGAGCCCGGGGAGAAUGGCACCACGCUGACCGACGACGAGCUGGUGAGCAUGUCUGUGCGGGAGCUGAACCAGCACCUCCGCGGCCUCACCAAGGAGGAGAUCCUGCAGCUGAAGCAGCGGCGCCGCACCCUCAAGAACCGCGGCUACGCGGCGUCCUGCCGCGUGAAGCGCGUCACCCAGAAGGAGGAGCUGGAGCGGCAGAAGGCGCUGCUGCAGCAGGAAGUGGACAAGCUGGCCUCGGAGAACGCCAGCAUGCGCGCCGAGCUGGAGGCGCUGCGCUCCAAGUACGAGGCGCUGCAGAGCUUCGCCAGGACUGUGGCGCGGAGCCCCGUGACGCAGCCGGGGCCCCGGGGCCCCAUGGCGACCGUCAUCAGCGGGAAGGUGGGGGCCACCAGCGUCAUCACCAUCAUCAAGUCCAAGGCGGAGGCCAGGUCGUAGUAUCGGGGCGGGUGGGGGAGAGAGAGAGAGAGAGAGGGGGAGGGAGGGGUGGGCCGCAGUUGUGUUAAGAGUCGGUGCAUCGUAGCGAGGUCGUAGCAUAGCCGCCGUACGCUAAUGGUUGGCCGGUCUGUUUGGGUUGGGUUGCCUAAACUGAAGUUCAACUAGUUAUAGUUGGUUAUGGUGUCAUGAAGAUGGCUUUUUAACAGGCUGUCGUCGGUAAUAGUGUCUGUACUGACGGCUUCUUCCGAAAAAAAUACCGUUUAAAUUAUUGAGGAAACCUGGGGUCGGAGAUGUCUUCUUCUUACAUUGGAAGUUAUAUGAAAUAUGAUGAGCUAUAAGUCCUACAAUAGGGUUUUAAUUGGAUUUACAUUUCCAUAAAUGUAUGAUGUAAAACGUUUAAUACCUUUUUUUUGGAAUUAGUACAUCAGAAUUUAAUUCUGGAUUGCAAGACUUAGAUUGAUCUAUCAACUCCAUUAUUAAUGGAUUUGGGCCCAGCUGGAGGCUUUGAGCUCCAAUCUGGGCCAUUGUUAAACGUAACGGCAGGAUGUGCUUUUACACAUCGGAGAACAUUGUCCUUGUUAUGAUGCACUGACUCACGUCGGCCACUCGAGUCUCGAAAUCGUUGUCUCAAAAUAUGAACGAUGCUACAGAUGUCUCUCGAACAGCCUGACUAACCCAAAACUAGCAAAGUAUCUGUCAAAUUUGUGAUUUUUGUUUGUUGUCCGUGAAUCUGAAGAGAUGCUUGCAACUUUGGCAUUCGUUUCUGUUUUAUGACAGACUUUCAUGAACCUGUUGGAGACAAUAUGGCAGGUAGAUGCAAUAAUAUACGUAUGCACUGAAAAAUACAAAGAGGUCUUGCAUAUUAAUGGUAGGUUGGAAAUGUUUCAAAUGAGCGUUUUUAAAUGGUGUUAUUUCGGAGCAGAACACCAAUUAAACAUGACAAGAUGCUUGUCCACUAUUGGAGAUACCUGAAUGUUAUCACAAAAAUAUCCUCAUGUUUUUUUUGGAAGCAAACUACACAAAACAUUUUCCAACAUAAGUUAUGCUCAUAGAGAAAUAGAUGUUCUAAUGUUUUGCUUUAUAAAAUGUUUUUAGUUUUAGUUUUUUUGUGAUUGUUGCCAGGGCAGCGGAAUAUUUCCAAAAUAACACUUACACUAGCUUUACUGUCACAAUAGUUAUGGUGUGCAUCGUAGAAAUUCCCUUUUUCUAGUUCUGUUGUUAUUUCGUUUUUUGCUUUGUCCUUUUAGUGUAGAUUAACGAACAUUGUUUAUAGAAAUACAAAAAAGAAAAAAAACGCGGAAAAAAAACACAUAAAAACCUGUGAUAUCUUUUUUGCAAUUGUACCAAAAGUGGCUUACUAUUGAAGUCGGAUAGCUUUUCUUCUAGUGACUAGGCGCGUCCUGCGGGGCCCCCGGACCUGUAGGGGCCCCCCGUGGCGCGUUGUGUGCGUGCGAGUCGGCGGUGUCGUGCACUGUAUAGAUGUCAACGCUUCGCUGUUUAAACCUGUACAGCUCAAUCUAGGUGGUGUACACAAGGGUCGAUUUGUCUUAUUGCGUCGGUAUUGGCAUCUGUGAUAUCCUCUGCUUCCUAGUCGUUGGUUACCAACCAUUUUGUCUGUGAGAGAUUAGCACACUAAAAACAUGCAAGAGGUGGGUGGGGGGGGGGGGGGGGGUUGAGGGUUGAAAUGGACUGAAUUCAGCCAUCAAAACAAGUUAAACGACCGCUAAGAGGCUCUUUGGGUACGUGCAGCCCAGAAGUGCAAUUUAUUUAUUAUCGUAUUUUGCCGAUCAGAAGUAUGCACUGCACGCAGACUCCUCUGCAUAAUUCUUAGAGCACGUGCAUCCCGCAGAGGGCGUCCCAUGUCCGACUGAAACCCCCUUUGUGGUCUCGCGAGGCUGCUGUGGGGAUCGACGCUCUGAGAUUGUCAUUCAGGUGUGCUCGUGUUUUAUUAAUGGCUUUUCUUUAAUUGGCGAAGAUGUCUGGACGCCCUCUGCCUCUCGACGGGGGCCGCGCGUGGGCGUGAACGAGCGCACGCACGCUGCACUGAGACUUCAUUGGGAGCGUGUGCUCGUGAGAAGGGGGCUCGGUGCUCCGGUUUCGGUUUGCAUGUUUGUUUAUUUCCCUAAACAGAAGCCCCCCUAUAGAGAAAGAGGGAGGGAUGUGAUCGAGUCUCGAUCACCUCCCUCUCUCUCUCUCUCUCUCGGUGCCCGUCGUUCGUGACCCCGUACCACGGGACGGCCCGGUCCUGGGGGGCGGGCUACAUAUGCACUAUAGGCCUAUGCUCCUGCUUGUUUUUUUGCUCAGGACAAAAUGCAACAGGUAACGCUAAAAAGGAAAAAAAAACACUCAAACACAAACUUACGGAUUCUAAACGAGGCCCAACGAGGUAGGGACGCCAGCUCGCUUCCUGGCAUACACCGUUUAUUAUUAUUAUGUUUUGACGCGUCAUGAAAGGGCUUCGAUCCACGCUCGGACACACUGCAAUCACAAUCGGGCCGGUUUGCCAUCACGGGGGUCGGUGCCGUUAUGUGACGACGGCCAAUCCCCGUGGCCGGCUCAGUGUCGGCCAGAUGACGCCAGGCGAGGCGGUGCUUUAUCGCAUAAGGAGAGAGCUCUUCUGUAUGUUCUCACGGUCAGCAGUCAGGCGCUUCUUUUGUUUCUCCCGAAAUGGCACCAAAUCAGAACCCCGUCCAUGCCAGGGCCAGUCAAGUGUGUGUGUGUGUGUGUGUGUGUGUUUGUGUGCGUGUGCGUGUGUGCGUGCGUGUGUGUGUGUGUGAGAGGAUCCUCGCUUUGUCCAGAAUAAUCAAGCUUAGCUCUUUCAGUUUUGACUGGUUAACUGUGGAAACUUCAUGUGUACGACCAAUAGCCGGGGGCCCAGUGUUGAUGUUGGCGUAGUUAUUGCUGUGGCGUGAGUCUUGUGGAGUGAGUGUUUUCUGUGAUGUCUUUUCAGGUGUCUUUGGACAGACACAGCGACCAAUAUUCCUGAGAAGAUGUAUCGCUUUCUUACACACACACACACACACACACACACACACACACACACACACACACACACACACACACACACACACAGGUGUAUAGUAUGUAGCUACAGUAGGUUAUGAUGACUAUUGUGGGGGUGGGUGGGGAGCAAAAAAAGUGACCCUUAAUAUGCAACUUGGUGGGAAGGUGUGAGUAGGUGUAAGGGUAAUCUAUAUCGUCAAAGUGACCAUAGUCUGUUCUUUAUUAUCGCUGCGGUGUGUUUUGUAAUUUUCUAGUGAAAGCGUGCGUUCUUUUAUCCCACGUCCCACGCAAUGUUCUCGUUCGUAGUGGCGGAAGUUUUAGAAACUUUUUAAAAAGAGGAACUACGGAAAAAGUGAGGGAAACGCUUUUCUCUCGUCCGACAGGAUUCAAGGUGCAGUUAUUUGAUGUCCAAAUCGUACCCCAGUACUCACACUAUAUAUAUGGUUUAUAUUUGUGUGUAGCUCCUAUAGGUCAUUUCUUCAAUAAUUAAAGCUGUUUUUGCCUGUGCGUUUGAUUUUGAAUUCUCGUGUUAAUGUCACUCAGCAGACAGAAAAUCAGUUUGUUUAAUUUUUCUAUUCAAAACACAAGGGCCACUUUCUGUGCUAUUUUUCUUACAAGUGUGUGGUUUUUUCUGUGCUUGAUUUUUUUGGGCACAACACCAGUCAUUUAAUGCUCUUUCCUUCAUUCAAACGCCAUCAAUGAGAUUCUUGUUUCAUCUUGUGUUGAAUACAGAUUUUAAAAUGGUGUUAUUGGUCAUGUUUUUGCCUCCCUUGCUUGUUUCUUUUCACAAGUGAUGGAAUGGGACAGGAUUGCUUCCUUAGCAUCACCUCUGUGGCAGUUGACCGGACUGCUUCCCAUCAUUGAGUUUUGCUUUGUAACCAGUUGAUUGUGCAGGUUUCUCUCACUCCGUCUGUGUUAAAAAGUGAAAAUCUGACUAUAAAGAGAGAGUUAUACAAUGUUGGUUAUUUUUCUGUAUCCGUUGUAAUAAAAUAUUGCAGUACUUUGUAUGAAAACAGACGAUAGUUAAUUGUAAUUAUUUAUAAAUUAAAUUAUUGUACUUUUUGCAAUCUGUAGAUAAGUACUAUGUCUUCAUAUAUACAGUGACAACUGUGGGUUUGGCCGUGAUUCUGAAGUGUCUAAGUUAUUGAUGUAUAUAUUGUAUGUUUGUUGAUACAGUUUACUUUAUUUUCUAUAAGACCAAUAAAAAUACUUUGAAAAGGAA
Molecule: messenger RNA, 5074 nt
Organism: Gadus macrocephalus (Pacific cod)
Lineage: Eukaryota; Metazoa; Chordata; Actinopteri; Gadiformes; Gadidae
Product: transcription factor MafG-like
Exons: 3
Coding region: 367-849 (160 amino acids)
Biological process (GO): regulation of epidermal cell differentiation; regulation of transcription by RNA polymerase II
Cellular component (GO): nucleus
Molecular function (GO): DNA-binding transcription factor activity, RNA polymerase II-specific; RNA polymerase II cis-regulatory region sequence-specific DNA binding
Source: RefSeq, a predicted model, not a curated record